UGAACUCGUGCGGGAGGAGUUUGAGAAAAAUGAAUUUUCAGAGUGAUUCGUUUGAGAACAUGGAGUUUCAAAUUAAGGAGGAACCACUUUCCGAUUACUGCGAAAUGUUGAGUCCAUUGCCAGCGAGGAGGAAAUCCAGGAAUACUGUAAAGGACAAACGAGGACAUUGCGGUAAGAAGAUCAUUGAACCAAAGUACAGCACCUCUGAAGCUUCAAGCAGUUACUCACAGACCCAAGGAGUGGGGAGGGGCAGUCAUAAAGUGAUGGCUGCCACAACUUUGGGAGCAGUUGUAACGCAACCAGCUUCACCGCCACCCGCCACAAUCACUGUUGUUUCGACAAAUCCGCCACAACUCAUAGUGCAGCAAUCCGUGUCCAAGUCUCCCUCUCCUGAAACAGGCAUAACCAUUUCAGCUGUCACUACUCACCAGAAUGCUCUACAACCUAAUGGUCAGAGUGAAAACAUUCUUGGUAGUCCGGCAGACGAAUCAGGCGAUUCUGCAGGGGCUGAUGGCGGUGGAGAUCAAACUAGUGGACAAGAUGAAGGAACUACCAUAGUUGAUUCUACUCACUUCAUCACAGUCUCAGACGGACACCCUGCCAGAUCUUAUACUGCUUUAACUCCUGUCAACCCUGUUGCUUCCGAGGGUCAGUCAGUUGAAGCAGAUUCUGUUCAACAUCCAACUUACAUUCAAUAUGUGGAAGGGACACCUGAUCAGACAAUUUACACCACAACCAAUGGACAAAUGGCGUAUCCUGUCUACACUGUUGGUGAAGGAGGAACUGCUAUGUUCACACCAGCAAGCGGUCAAUAUUACACUGCUGGGAAUUCAACUCCUGUCACGUAUACUCAGGUUCCGACUAAUAUAACACAAAAUGCUGGACAAACACAAAUUUUAACUAAUGGAGGCACUUAUUUGAUUCAGCAAAGUGUAGACAAUGAGCACACAAUUGUAACUCGACAAAGCCCCCAAACCGUUGCUGCUGAUGUGACGUACCUCGUGAACUCAAGCUCUGCAAGUGGCUCUGCGUCAAAUACUAACGAUGCCUCUAAUAACGGCUCUAAUGGCUCGGCUUCUGCUCAGAUGAAUAUUGUUGAUGUUGAUACUCAGUCUAACUUGGUGCAUGCAACCAGAGUCUCUCCUGCUACAGUACAGUGGCUUUUAGAAAAUUAUGAAACAGCUGAAGGUGUCUCUUUACCGCGUAGCACACUUUAUUAUCACUAUUUACGACACUGCAAUGAGCAUAAGUUGGAUCCAGUUAAUGCGGCAUCAUUUGGGAAACUCAUCAGAUCUGUUUUUCUUGGACUCAGAACACGAAGGUUAGGUACAAGAGGGAAUUCGAAGUAUCACUACUACGGUAUUCGUAUCAAACCCAGUUCCCCUCUGAACUCGAUUUUAGUUCCAUUGGAAGAAGGUAGUAGUCCUGUGAGUCGGAGUGGUGCUUCGAAGAGAUAUAAGUUUAUGAAAAACGAUGGAAAUGCAGGUAGUGGCGGAGUUAAUGGAGGAGGAGCAGGUGGUGGAGGUGGUGGUGGGGGAGCUGGAGCGAAUGAAUCAUUCUCAAGUGAUCAGAAUAACUCCUCAAAUCAUGCCUUUACUCCUCAGUCUCAGAAUCAUCAAUAUCUUGGUGAUGGUUCUAGUGCUGUGCCUGAUUUCCCAGAGAUCGAGCUCAGUCCAGGAGUGGAGCUCCCUGAAGAUUGCACCUUGGAAGAUGUAGAUACACUGAGAAGCAUUUAUAGGGAACACUGUGAGGCUUUUUUAGAUGCUGUGGUAAACUUAGAAUUCGUUACUGUUGAAUCCGUAUGGAGAGAGUUUUGGCGAAGUCAGGAUAAUAAUAAUGGAGAUGAAUGCGAAGAAGAAAAAUAUUUGCCGAAAACCAAACUUUAUUUGUUGUGUAAAUACCCUCCGGUUCAAGAGUUUGUUCGCCGUGUCGAUUAUCUAUUCUACCAGAACCUAGUCCAAGUGCUGAUACCAGAUGUUCUGAGGCCUAUACCAAGUUCUCUUACUCAGUCAAUUCGUAAUUUUGCUAAAGGCCUUGAAUCUUGGUUAACAUGUGCAAUGCAAGGGUGCCCUCCUGAAAUUGUUGAGUUAAAGGUUGCUGCAGUUAGCGCUUUUGCUCAGACCUUGCGAAGAUACACUUCUCUCAAUCAUCUAGCGCAAGCAGCUCGUGCAGUUCUUCAGAACUCAACACAAAUAAAUCAAAUGCUCACAGAUCUCAAUCGAGUAGAUUUUCACAACGUACAAGAACAGGCAUCCUGGGUCUGUCAGUGUGACAACAGCCUCGUUCAGCGCCUGGAAGCAGACUUCAAACUAACAUUGCAGCAGCAGAACUCCCUUGAAGAGUGGGCAAGUUGGCUGAAUAGGGUUGUGACAACCGUGCUCAAACCGUUCGAAGGGAAGCCCAAUUUCAGCAAAGCUGCACGACAGUUCCUCCUCAAGUGGUCUUUUUACAGCUCCAUGGUCAUCCGUGACCUCACUCUCCGCAGUGCUGCCAGUUUUGGUUCAUUUCAUUUGAUAAGACUGCUCUAUGAUGAGUACAUGUUUUACCUGAUCGAACAUAGAGUUGCAGUUGCCACAGGACAGACUCCCAUCGCUGUCAUGGGAGAGAAGUGCACUGAAGUGGACUUCGCUGUGAAUAGUUUCCCAUGCAAUGGCAAUGUUUCCCUACCAGAAGAAACAACAACAAUUCUAGUCACAGGCAAUGAAAUCCACAUUCCAGGAAAUCCUCCAAAGCGUUUGAAAAUUAGCUAACAACCAAUCCUCUCGAGUGGUCCAACCGAUUGAAAUGAGAUUGCCACUAGACACUAACUCUUCAAUUACAACCAAUGCUCUAUCAUUAGGGUGGCUUGCAAGUGCACUGGACUUUUUGUUAUUUAUUUAGCAUUUAUUUAUUUAUCAUGUAUGUAAAUAUUUUAAUUCUCUUUUUGUAACAUCUUCAAAGAUAAUCUAUGUUUGGUAGGGUUUAUAUUUAUGUUACUUGAGAUUAUUUUUCUAGUUGUUCCCUCUUUAAUUUUCCAGCACCCUCUGGCUUUUCCCCCUGUAGCUAUUAUUCAGUAGCUAAUUUGUAAAUUUUUAUUAAGCUUGUAUUUGAAUGUUCUAGUCUGAUGCUUUGCUCUUUUAGUGUUAACUUAAUCUCAUUUUACUUUUCCGUGGAUCAUGGAAAAUCAAGCAUCUCAAUUGGUUUGUCAGUUUUCAAAAAAUUCGUUAAGCUCUAUUAGUUCUAUUUCCAAUCUAUUUGUCUUUAAAAAGUCUCUCAGUGGUUUUGGACCGAUACUCAUGUUUUUUCUUGUUAAUUUGACAAAUAUAGUGUAAGACAAAUGAAUUAGUUCAUAGCAUAUCACUAUGAAGUCUCGUACAUUAUUCUCUUCCUUGAUGUUAAUGACAGUGUAGGUAGAUAGUCUCCAGAGCUCAAACAGUUAAUUUUUCACAUUAAAUGCAGAUGGACAAUUCUCUUCUAGGAUCUCUUUUUAGUUGUAAAAUGUUGGAUAGAUAAUACUGAUUCUUAUGCUCAUGGUGUAUGGAAUUUAUUUCCAUCAGUAUUCAAUUUUCGAUUUUAACAGGAAAGUUCGGAACGAGAAAAACGGUAGCCCUUUGUUAAGAAAAUAUUCUCUCCUACAAGAAGAGGAAGUGCAACUAAUUGCGUAUUAUUUCACUUAAGGAGAAAAGUCUGAAGAGUUCAGCACAAGCCAGGGUCCAUAACCAAUCAAACUUACUUUUUUAUUUCUCUCAAAAGUGAUUUUUUCUUUUUUCAUUUUUUUUUUCCAAAAUUGGAGAGAACUUUAAUUUUACUAACCUUGCAGCUCUGUUAAUUCAUCAUUUGGUGGAAUCCCUGAUUUUAGAGAGAUCUCCGGUAUCUCUUUUCUGUUUUUAAUAUUACAAGUCCCCCGGCAGAAUGCUUAAUUUUCAGAGAGAUGUAAAUUCCUUCUUUUCUACUUUUUUUUAUUCCAAAUGUAGUAUUGAAUUAGUGUAAGAAAAAUAUCUCUAUACCUCAGUUCCCUUGUAGUUGGCACGCAGUUGUAAUAUUCUCUUACAAAAUAUGUAUCCAGUCGAGCUUACCUCUGGGCCUUCGGUAAAUUUAAGCUCCUGUAUAUGUUUAUACUUGGAGCUCAGUAGAUUAAAUGUUGAAAUUUUAAAUGAUUAGUCUUUCAAUCGUUUACUGUCCAAUUUAUUCUUUCAAAAUUUUACAUCAGUAUUUUUACUAAUCAAGGUUGAUUAAUGAUGAUCUGUGGUCACAAAAUUUUCAGUUCAUUUUCUGCCGUCAGCAGAGUUAUUCCAUGUUGUUGAAAGCUGGUUGAGACACUAACUGGGUUAGUAAUGAACUUGAGGCAAGAACAAAAACUUUCAAUUUGGAAACUGCAAAAUGAGCGUUUUUUCACCAGCGGAUUUAAAUGAUCAUAGAAUUUUCCAUUAGUAUUGUAACUAAAUUUGAAAUUUGAGUAAUGUAUGUUAAACUGCUGCAACUUAAGUUAAAACUGCUCUCUGAGAAACUCAAUAGUAUGUAUGCAUGUUUAUAGACUGUGCAUGCUAAAUCUACAGUACUGACUCUACAUUACUGGAUAUUUUAAAUUUUAAUUUAUCAGACUGUUGAAGAAUUCAUAUCAGUUUUUUUAACUCAUCUUUUUCUAUCACAACCUUUUUGUAUUGUCUUUUCAUUAAAUAUUUGCUCUUUGAGAUGAAGAACUCGAUUUUCUUUGAGCAUUCGACACCGAGAGAAUGUUAUGAAUCUAUCUUCAUGAUUGCUUAGCUCCAAAAAGCCAUCCAUAGUUUACCUUUAUGGCAGGACUCAAACUGCAAUAAUCUUGAGUGAAAAUCAUUUUAAAAAAAGAAAUCUAUCAUUAUUAAAGUCAUCACUCUACAAAUUUGUUAAUUUAUAGAAAUUUUGGUAAAAUGAGUUUUAUAAUAAUGUUUUGAAUUCUAUGAAAGCAUUAUGUUGCCCAGGAGGCAUUUUUAGUUUGAAAAAUGCGUUGUAUCUAGAUCUCCCUGCACAAAAUUAUUUUAACCUAAUUGCAGGUAGGUAUGAAAUUAUUUAUCAGUGAAACAUCGUUUUGGAUGAUAUGUACACUGAAAUGAAAGCUUCUUAUUUUUGCCUUAGAAACAAUUAAGUGCAAUUGCAAAGCUCGUAGAGCAGAGUGGAAUAAACACUUUUGUCAUUCAAAGUGCAGAGAAAGUAAAAGAUUUACGCUACCACGACACUGUUUCAUGGAUAUUCAAUCCAAGGAAGGAUCACUUUACUACCAAGUGCGGUGUUGUUGUAUGCUGAUGCGCAUGAGUGCAUGAGUGUUACUUGGAGCAGAGAGCUUUUCUGUAUGUAGAGAAUGUAGAUCAUUAUCAAUUGUGCCCCCUCAGCUUUGACUGAAACGUAAUAACCUUACCCAAUGGAAUAUAUCUGAGAGCAGUUUUGAGAAAAGAGUGCAGUGAUGUUCUUUUAUAAAAAUCAAGCAUUUUGGAUCUCUGUCUAUUUAGCAUGUGUUUACCUAUCAUCCCUGCGUUUUCCAAAAAAUUUGGAAAUGACUUGUGCUCUCGUUAAUGUGCAUAAAUUUUGUUAAUAAAUCUGGAGUUGUGGUAAUUUAGUGCUUAAAUUCAAAGUUAUUACUAUACAUGUUUUUAGUCCUCCCUAAUAUGUGUUUAUCAAUGAAAAAAACCAGUGUAUAUUUAUUUUUCUACUGUUGUCAAGUAUGUACCUAUUUAGUCAAAAUAUUUCCUGAAAUUUGUCCCACUUAUUUUCUACAAUAUUUUUUUAAAUAGAAAUUUUCUACAUUUUUAAAGUGUAAGUAUAUGUAUAGUACAAGUGAACCAAUAAUUAAUUAUCCACAUAAAUUACACAGAGUUAUAAUAGAACAUAUGGAGUUCGUGUGACCUCGGUGAGUGUAUGAUAUUGAAAAUGGUCCUCAAGGCCCUAAAAGUGCUCAAUUUUUUGAAAAUUGCUUAAAUUUUUCUCUUCACUCGUUUUUAUCAGUAAAUGUUCGUUGUCAAGGAAUAAAGAGGCAUUUGAUGUUAAUUAAACGGUUUGGAAGAUGCUAUAAUUGUAAAUUCCCUCUUUCAGACUGCAAGUCCUCACAUCAACAGAACUUACCGCGUCAGAAUGUCUCAAACCAAUGAAUUGGACAAAAUUCUCAUUAUUAAAAAUUAUAAUGCAGGGAAAAAUUUUUGCGCUGAAGAAGAAGUUACAAUAAAGGUCUUGGACAGUCCAUAAAAAUUCUUCAAAAAAAGCUUGACCUUUUUUCUUGCAACUGCAUGAGCCAUGUUUCGUCGCGUAUUGACCAAGUAACUCCAAAAGGUAGUCCUGUAUUUGCAAAAUGUUGGUCCUUGCUUUGGCACAGAAAUGUGGUAUAAUCAAACAGUAUAAGUAAUCGAGUAAGUAAAAAAAAGAAAACAUCGCAUCAAAGUCCCAAGUUUUUGUGGGUGAUGAUGGCUCUUAAGUGAAAGUAGCAGUCAGGAAUCUUUUAUGACUCUAUGUAAUUUAUAGUUUCAAAUUGUGAGAAUAUAUUCAGUGAAAUAGAAUCAUGAUUUUAGUUAAGAUCAAUGAGAGUAGGUUGAUAAACCUCUUGAGGCUUUCAAAUUUUCCUCUUAAGUUCUAUGAAAGUUCGUUCUCUGGGAAAGAGGUGUUUUUUCCCUCACAUGAUAUGUGAACCUUAAUCAAUUCACAAGCGUCGACACCAUAUUUUCAAAUUAGCUUUUUUAAAGAUAUAUUUAACGACGAUACUGGACAUCUAAAA
Bemisia tabaci is the source of this 6715-nucleotide messenger RNA. RefSeq names its product regulatory transcription factor Rfx (gene Rfx). NCBI's taxonomy places the organism in Eukaryota, Metazoa, Arthropoda, Insecta, Hemiptera, Aleyrodidae. Gene Ontology annotation, biological process: regulation of transcription by RNA polymerase II. Gene Ontology annotation, molecular function: RNA polymerase II cis-regulatory region sequence-specific DNA binding; DNA-binding transcription factor activity, RNA polymerase II-specific. The record is from RefSeq and is a predicted model, not a curated record.